GGGGGGUACCUUCUUGCAGCCUGGCUGGAGGGUGGAGACUGUGGGAGCGGCAGGCAAGGAGAGGGAGGCAGGGAGGAUCUCAGCCAGGGAGAGAGAAGAGGAAGAGCAGGACAGCGUGGAUGUGUUUUGACUCUGCGUCGGGGAAACGCAUUCAACAAGGACAAGAUCUCGACGAGUCAACAGAUAAAAAAUCUUGGAUGUUGCUUCGAGUUUCCGGGACUCUUUCAAGUGGUGUUGUGAAGAGUGGGCCGAGCUCAACUCGCUGACUUGAGCUGCAGACACUGCACAGGCGGAGCGCGGCGGUGGAAGCAGACCAGACGUGCCCAUGGCGAGCAAUAACACGGCCAGCAUUGCACAAGCCAGGAAGCUGGUAGAGCAGCUCAAGAUGGAGGCCAACAUUGACAGGAUAAAGGUGUCGAAAGCAGCAGCAGACUUGAUGUCCUACUGCGAAGCGCACGCCAAAGAGGACCCGCUGCUCUCGCCAGUUCCCGCCUCGGAGAACCCCUUCCGGGAGAAGAAGUUCUUCUGCGCCAUCUUGUAAAAAAAUACAAAUAAAAUGGUGACGCCACCAACGCCAUGUGCGGCAAAGUUUGGAACGCGGACGUUGGAGCAGGAGGGAAGAUGUAGAAAUCUUUAGGAAUCUCAUCCGUGGAUGGGAAGCAUGUUGAGGGUCGGUGCUUUGAUGAUGAUGAUGCUAACGGAGUGAUGAUGGACGACCCUUCAGGCUGUGACAUCAUGUACAAAUCUAGUUAACUUUUUGUCGUUUUUCGAGGUGUGUGUGCGUGUGUGUGCGUGUGCUUCACUAGCACACAGUAGGACUGCAAACUAAAUUUCUCUCCCUCCGCUAGAUGCCACCUGACAGUUGAAACUAUGAUUUGUGGUUCCUCUUACCUGGAUAUAGCUUUCUAUAACUCUCUGUGGUUUCUUUUUUUAUUUCAUGUUUUUAAAUAUCCAUCAAGUUAGUGACAACUUUUCAGUGGGAUGUUUUGGAACACUCAAUGGUGUGGUUUUCUUCUCGACAUACAGUGCUGAGUAAGUUCAUGGGGAAAAAAACUAAUUAUGUCUACGAGACGUUCUGUUUAACGACAAUGUGAUCAAGUCUGUCUCCUUUCCCGUCACUCAAAUCUUCUUUCUACUCUUUGUACAAAAACAAAACGAUACGCGAGUAAAACUGUGAUGUGCUGUAAACUA
Messenger RNA from Syngnathus typhle (broad-nosed pipefish), 1191 nucleotides. Its product is annotated as guanine nucleotide-binding protein G(I)/G(S)/G(O) subunit gamma-2. Lineage: Eukaryota; Metazoa; Chordata; Actinopteri; Syngnathiformes; Syngnathidae. The record is from RefSeq and is a predicted model, not a curated record. Bases 326 to 541 code for a protein of 71 amino acids. Gene Ontology annotation, cellular component: heterotrimeric G-protein complex. The transcript has 5 exons. Gene Ontology annotation, molecular function: G-protein beta-subunit binding. Gene Ontology annotation, biological process: G protein-coupled receptor signaling pathway.